AUGGCUAUUGAACGCUGCAUCGUCAACCUUGUCAAGAAAUACAAGUAUUUCGAACGAUUUGAGGAUGGCUGGCCGAUUCGAGACAUGAUCACGACCAAGCUGCAGAAUGUGAAGUAUAGCAUUGACGUAGCUCACAAGGCAGAAAUGGGGGAAGAUCACGAUAAUUCGGACUCGAUCACUGCUGUCGAAGAUGUCGAUGAUACUACUUCCCGAGAUGAUAGUGAAGACGAAGAGAUGCAUACAGGGGGUGGUUCGGUGGGGGGCCGCAGUGAAGAGCAAGGUCCGCCCAAAGUCGACUCCUUUCUCGCAGCGUCAGCUGUUCGAGCAAACAGAGAAACCAAGGUAGAGAAGGCGCACAAGAAGGGGGGCUUCACAGAUGCACUGUAUGACGCUGCCAGGCUUGAGAGACUUUGCCUGGCGUCGCGAGAGCGGAUCGAGGCGGUCUUAAAUGCAAAGGAACGGUCUUUCAUCUGGAAAUGCCUGGAAGAAGAGGUCAGGCCAGUCACCUGCCUCGCAUCUCGGGACUACCCCGUGGUGCUGGGCACGGAGGUGCUCGAUUCUGUGAAUGUCAUCACAGCGGCUGAUUACUUUGGCGAGGAUGGCAAGAAUGUCCUCGCUUCUACCCUCGCUGAUAUGUUUCCCGCCGACGAUAUGGAUCCUUAUCUAAUCGCGCCAUUUAGGGCGCGGUCCUUCGUCACUCUGUUCCUUAUGCCGGAGCUUGUCAUAGGGAUUCUCUGCAUAAUGCACGGCAUCUCGCAGGAACAGGCCUUCGACCUGAAGAUCAGCGGAAUGGGCAUGAGAGAGACUCGCCACAAAGUAAAAGAGGAACUAUCCAGCAAUCAGAAGUCAAGCACAAAGACAUCUGACGAAACAGCAAGACGACUCCUGGUUGGCGGGAAGCGUACUCAAGAAAAUGACGAUGGCGGUAGUGAAUCAGUGGUACGUUUCGAAGCGUGUAGUUUCAUGUCUAACGAUUUGGCUGGCAUCAGGGCGUUAUGCGAUUACAUAAACGACCGUACUUCAGGGUUUCUGACGCUGAAAGUCGAAGAGUGA
Molecule: messenger RNA, 1053 nt
Organism: Gloeophyllum trabeum ATCC 11539
Lineage: Eukaryota; Fungi; Basidiomycota; Agaricomycetes; Gloeophyllales; Gloeophyllaceae
Exons: 5
Coding region: 1-1053 (350 amino acids)
Source: RefSeq, a predicted model, not a curated record